This is a messenger RNA of Coniosporium apollinis CBS 100218, 2070 nucleotides long. RefSeq lists its product as uncharacterized. The record is from RefSeq and is a predicted model, not a curated record. Bases 1 to 2070 code for a protein of 689 amino acids. The transcript is spliced from 3 exons. Lineage: Eukaryota; Fungi; Ascomycota; Dothideomycetes.
AUGCACAGCAUAUCAGAGCUCGUUAGGAGGAGCCCCGACGCGACAUCCUCCUCUCCAAAGGCUACCAGAACUUGCAAUGCGGACAAUGCCAACCUGUGCGAAAAGCCGCACAGCUCCAACGCCCUGCCAAUUGCCCUCGGUGCCGCUAUCCCUCUUGUAUGCGCUCUUGUAGUACUCAUCUUCCUUCACCGCCGGAACAGGAAGAAGCAGCGUCUAGAUGACGAGAAGGAUCCUCACAAAUCUCUCGACUUCGGCAUGGACGACGUGCCGGCUGCUGGGACGGGCAAGAAAGGCAAAGGCGGAAUGCCGGAGAUGAGCGCUGCGGACACAGAGCAGACGUUGCGCCGAGGUCGAGGACUCUCCAUGGAUUUGGGAAACAGCCCUUACCUCCUACCGGCCGGACUGCACGGUUCUCGAGAAUCGGUCCGCUCAAUGUCGCGUUCCCACACCGACCCCAACGAUCCAUACCGCCCAGUGACCUUCGUCAAGGGCGGCGAUGCCUUUUCGCGCUCACAAUCACGGCAAGCUCAUGACAAUGGCUCGGUUUUCACGGCGUCCAGCGGCGGCACUGAGGGAAUGAACGCCAGUCUCGUCCGCAACGCCAAGAGAAUGUCCCAGGCAUUUCCGACUAGAGGAGACUCUAAGGCUACUUCUGAAGUAAAUCCUAUCCAAUAUCCUCAACCAGUCGCUAAGCCAUCUGCAAACACUGGGCUCGCCCCAGCCCCUUCGACCACCGAUCGCGAUUCCUACUAUGAUCGGAACGCCAAGGAACUGCGCAAGAACAACAACUAUCUUGGAGCCUUCAUCUACGGCCAAGAACCUUCAGUGGCUCCGACCUCCCCAGUAGACUCAGGAUACGCCUCAUCAGAACCUACUCUAUCCAGUGUGGAUGUGUCUUCCAAGGCAAUUCCUACUCAGCCCUCGCAACUCCACCCGCACCCACCAAGAUUACAAUCCCAGCAAGCGACCGUUCAUAAGCCCGAUACCACAAGCUUCAUCAGUGAAACCAGCGACUACGGCGAUGCACUAAAGAUCACACCGCCAUCACCGCCACAAAAAAAUUCCGCCCGGGCUCCACAUGUCAACAGGCGGUCGAUAGAUGCCCCAUCGCCGGUGCCUGAGGAAGCACCUGCAAGAGGUCUAGGCGUGCAAGGCCUCGAAUAUGAUCCCCACAGACUCUCCAUGAGCGUCCGGCCCCUCCCUGAAUUCGAUCCAACUGAGAACCCGGAAGAGCGUGCGAAUCGGAUCCGCUCUUUCUACAAGGAGUACUUCGAUGAGUCCAAAGCCGAGCCCCCUGUGCAGCACACCUAUGGCGACUACUACGAAGACUACGGCCAGGAAUAUCAGGGCGAUGGCACCGUGUUCGACCCACAGAGCGGCAACUUCGUUGCGGCUCAGCGCAUGCCAUACGCACAGCCAGUAACCCGCCGUGCCAUGACGCCGCCUCCUCGCGCCCCUCCUCGUUUCCGCGGCCCUCAAGGUCCCCCUCAAGGCCACUUAUCAACCGGCUCAAGCAGAUACGGGCCCCCGUCACGCGGCCAAUCUGCCAUGAGCAACUACUCGACAGCAAAGAAGCCGGUGCCCCCUCCCGCGCCGCUGGCCACACUUCCGACACCGCACAUGCUCAAGGAGGAUUCGAUGGUGUUUAGCCCGAUCGACUUCGCUCCUCCCGCCUCCUACCGCGACCGGCAAGCCGGUCGAAGACCUGACAGCCCGCUCGGCGGCCAGAGACAAUAUUCGCCUGUCGUUAGAGCGCAUACGCCGCUUGCGUCGUCGUUCGAUGAUCUGGCUCUCAUGCCUAGCCCACACAUGCUCCGCAACUCCAGCACCUUUACAGGUCUAGACUUCGCGCCCCAGCCGCGCUUCAAGAACGCAGACCCCGGCAGCGACGCAUCCAGCAUCCGCUCCGGCCGCAGCAACAUGAACCCCGUGCAGCUUAAUAGCCUGCGCGCGGGCGCCUACCGUGUUAGCCGUAUACCGAAGGAUGUUGUGGGCACCAAGAACGACCUCAUGAGCGAGUUGAAGCCGAAAUGGGAUAUGCGUGAUGGAGCGGCGGGAAUCAGGGCUUGA